AAUGCCCCAAAUCCUCCCAAACGAUUACCUACCUCCUUCGAGGCCAUGGGCAUAUCCUCUGCCCUGGUCGGCGCCCUGUCAAAGCUGUCCAUCAAUGCGCCCACCGAGAUUCAGGCAGCGUGCAUACCCCCGCUCCUGCAAGGUAGAGAUUGCAUAGGAAACGCGAAGACUGGCUCCGGAAAGACUAUCGCGUUCGCGCUACCUAUACUGCAGAAACUCUCCCUAGACCCGUACGGCAUCUUUGCGCUCGUGCUGACACCAACAAGGGAGCUUGCUUUCCAGAUAGCCGAGCAAUUCGCCGUGCUCGGUGCACCGUUGAGCUUGCGAACAGCGGUCGUCGUGGGCGGUAUCGACAUGAUGGCUCAAGCUCUUGAAUUGGGGAACCGUCCGCAUGUCGUUGUUGCGACGCCAGGACGCAUAGUUGACCUCCUCAGGAGUACGUCUGGAGAGUGGGAUUUGUCCAGGAUCAAGUUUCUGGUCUUGGACGAAGCGGAUAGGCUACUCACAUCUUCUUUCGCACCGGAGCUAUCAUACCUGUUCAAUAUUCUGCCCAAGGAACGGCAAACCAGCUUGUUCACCGCGACGCUGACGGACGCGGUCGAACGGAUAGCGGAUGCAUCUCCGAAGCCCGGAAAGCAGAAGCCCUUCGUCCAUAGGAUGACUGCUAGAGUGGAAACGGUCGAAACGCUCAAGCAGUACUAUAUCCUCGUCCCGUCCCACAUCCGCGAAGCCUACCUCUACCACUUCCUCUGCAACCCGCCCGAGUCCACCCACCACCUCCGGCGCGCCCCACCCGAAAAGGUCAAGCCGACCAAGAAAGGCAGCAAAGCCAAAGCGCGCCCCUCCAAGAAGAAGGCUUCCGAGGACCCCGACGCGAUCGAGCAGCCGCCGCCCACGAUCAUCUUCUGCAUGCGCCCGCGCACGGCCGCAUACCUCACGCACCUCCUGCAGACGCUGCACAUCCGCGCGACCGCGCUGCACUCGCGCCUCACGCAGCGCGAGCGCCUCUCCUCGCUCGCGCUCUUCCGCGCGUCCGUCGUGCCCGUGCUCGUGUCCACGGACGUCGGCGCGCGCGGGCUCGACAUCGAGGACGUCGCGCUCGUCGUCAACUGGGACCUCCCCGCCGAGUCCGAGGAGUACACGCACCGCGUCGGGCGCACGGCGCGCGCGGGCAAGGGCGGCCUCGCCGUGAGCUUCGUCACCGAGCGCGACGAGGAGCGCGUGCUCAAGGUCGAGGAGCGGAUCGGCACCAAGCUGGCGGAACUGGACCUCCCGGAGGGGAAGGUGCUCGAGCAGCUGAACACGGUCGCGACCGCGAAGCGCCUCGCGAAUAUGGAACUGCACGACUCCGACUUCGGGAAGCGCGAGGAGAUCCACAAGAUCAAGCGUGCGAAGCGCGCCGCGGACGUCCAGGGGGCCGACGGGGACGUCACGCUUCCGUAACUUCGCCGCUGCAGAGCUUACAGCUCGCCGCUCGGCUGCCCCGAGGAACCGUAGGUCCUCGGGCGCUGUACGUAGACACGUUUGUGGUGUACGCAGUGCUCAGCAGACGUAUGAUGAUGAUGCGCAUGGCAGCACAGUGGUGCAAGCACCCCAAA
Trametes versicolor FP-101664 SS1 is the source of this 1598-nucleotide messenger RNA. RefSeq names its product DEAD-domain-containing protein. Bases 46 to 1443 code for a protein of 465 amino acids. The record is from RefSeq and is a predicted model, not a curated record. Lineage: Eukaryota; Fungi; Basidiomycota; Agaricomycetes; Polyporales; Polyporaceae. Gene Ontology annotation, molecular function: nucleic acid binding; ATP binding. The transcript has 7 exons.